AUAAACAAAUGUCUGUGGCCUGGAACAAACAACGUUUUCAACACAAUUUUAACUCCCACUUUUUGUAAAUCAGCUGUUAAUUACCAAGUAAAUGGCCCUCGCUCUUCAACACACCCUCCGGCGUCUCGCCCGACAAUCCGGCCUUGCUUCGGUCCGGCUGUUCCACGACGAGUUCAUCAAGCCCAGUCCUCCCACGGUCAGAAAAGGAAACCCAAGCAAUAUUGCAGCAGAACCACGCGUUCCCGCCGCCGGUUCCAUCGCCAACAAGUAUCAAGUUUUCCGGGACAUAGACGCAACGGUGAUUCUAGACGUGGAAGAAGAACGGCAACUCCAGCAGAACUUGGAGGAAAGCACGGUGGAUGAGGCGGAACCACAGCCGGGCAAUGCUUUGCCGAGCGUUUUCAGCGGUAUUAAUCUGCAGCGAGGCAAAACCGGCGUGUACGACAUCGAUGACCUGGUGACGGUUCUACGACUCAACAACGCCGAGAACGUCUUUGUGUGUUCCGUCUCGCAGGAGAUCAAGUACGUGGAUUACAUCUGCGUUGUGACCGGGAUGAGCUUCCGGCACAUGCGAGGUAUCGCGGAAUUUGUGCGGAAGAUCUUUAAAAUGAAGCGCGCGCCGUCGGACAUCAUACCGAAGAUUGAGGGUGAAAACAGUCGCGACUGGAUGGCGUUGGAUCUGGGCAACAUCGCUCUGCACAUCUUCUCCGAACAGGCCCGGGAGCAGUACGACCUGGAAUCGCUGUGGGCCGUCGGGGCGAAGUACGACCGGGAGUGUAACAAGCCAGCGGAACCGCUGGUGGAGCUGUUCGAGCGACAUUCGGUUUAUCUGAACGAUUUGAAACCGCUGAAGAAGGAGAGGACAACGGUGGACGGGGAGCAAACGUCGGGGUGAAGCGGUUUGGGGUUCGUUAUGGACCUGUGUUAGCUUGUUAAAUAUAGAAUUUUAAAUCUUAA
Messenger RNA from Culex quinquefasciatus (southern house mosquito), 957 nucleotides. RefSeq names its product mitochondrial assembly of ribosomal large subunit protein 1 (gene RsfS312). Lineage: Eukaryota; Metazoa; Arthropoda; Insecta; Diptera; Culicidae. The transcript is spliced from 2 exons. The record is from RefSeq and is a predicted model, not a curated record. Gene Ontology annotation, cellular component: mitochondrion. Gene Ontology annotation, molecular function: ribosomal large subunit binding. The coding region runs from base 92 to 895 and encodes 267 amino acids. Gene Ontology annotation, biological process: negative regulation of ribosome biogenesis; negative regulation of translation.